Molecule: messenger RNA, 4029 nt
Organism: Paecilomyces variotii
Lineage: Eukaryota; Fungi; Ascomycota; Eurotiomycetes; Eurotiales; Thermoascaceae
Exons: 6
Coding region: 1-4029 (1342 amino acids)
Cellular component (GO): cytosol
Molecular function (GO): palmitoyltransferase activity
Source: RefSeq, a predicted model, not a curated record
AUGGGAACUCUGCGAAAUGUAGCUCUGAUCGUUCUGGCGAUAUCCUUUGCGACGUUUGUCGCUCUUUUUGGGCGACUCCCUGCUUUAAAGAAGACGCCAGUCGGUUUCCUCUACAAAAUCAUCUGGGUUUAUCUUCCCAGUGGGAUUGCCUAUGUGGAUUCUUCUUUACUGGGCGGCCGAUUCUUGCGAUUCUGGCGUAGGUCUGGCAGGUACUUACUACGAGAGAAUCAUCCAUUGGUCUUGAUAUUCUUUAUUGCCCUACUGUCAGGAUCGGAGUCGCAUCGGCUGUGUGUAAUGAUAGCCAUCACACUGCCAUAUCUUAGCUUGUAUGCCUGCGUCGUAACAAAAUCGUUCGUCACAAAAGAGAAUCUCGACAGGGAAAUGACGCACUAUCCUUACGAUCGAGUUCUGUUUCAUCCAGGGCAUCUAUGUCGGACCUGUCACCUUCCCAAGCCACCUCGAAGCAAACACUGCAGGAUCUGCAAUGCGUGUAUCUCCAGACAUGAUCACCACUGCAUAUGGUUAACUAACUGCGUCGGCCGACACAACUACCAUUACUUCAUGUCACUUUUGGUAUCAACAUCAGUUCUCUUAUUGUACGGCGUGUACUUGGGUUACACCCUUUUGGAUGGAACUCUACAAGAAAUCAUGCCACCGAUCACAGGAUCCACGGGGCACUGGAGCAAGAACGUUAGUUGGUCAGCGUUCUUCAAUAUAUGGGGAUCGGUUAUAUUGGAGGACAUUCGCAUCGGUGCUAUAUUCCUCCUGGCGCUGAUGACGGCGCCUCUCGCUGUUGGAUUUUUCUUAUACCAUCUCUAUCUGAUCUGGGCCGGAAUGACAACGAACGAGAACGCGAAGUGGGGAUACUGGAGAGACGAUAUAGAAGAUGGCUUUGUUUUCAAGGCCAAAAGAAGUGAGAUCUAUGGGGAACCUGGACCGGAAAAUGAGUCUCCUGCGCCCCGUACAUCCUGGCCUGCGCACAGUGAUCAGCUGUUGGCUAUCACGGAUGGUGAAUCACCGAAAGCGGGAUACAUGCUAUCCUCACGAUCGAAUUCAGUCAUUCAACCGGAUGACCAGAAUGCACCCGUCGAUCCUAGGUGGGUUCGAAUAAGCAGCCUUGCUGAGGUGGAAAAUAUCUAUGACUUGGGAUUCUGGGGAAAUCUGCAGGAUAAUCGUUUACGCCUCUCCACUAACGCUUCAACAACUGCGCCUCCUGCGACACUGCUUGUGAACGCCCUGCAGGACACGGUCAGAAUGGCGGACCAGGCUACUGUGGAAGCAAAGCCAAAAUGUACACCGGCUGAGCUAAUGCUCAAGGUCAUCUUGGCCGGUACUUUGAGCCACUAUGAGACCCGUGGAAUGAUUGACGACAAGCGGCUAGAGCACAUGCUCUCGGCGGGAAAGCAAAUUCUGUACAAGAGUCACCAAGAGAGCGAUGUUAGACAAAAUCUUGGCUUGUCGCCUGACAUAUGGCAGGGUCUUACCGAUGUGUUGACAAAAGCCAUUCCUGUCCUCGAGUCACAAUCUUUCGCAUGGAAGAGUCCACCGUCGGCAAAUUACGACCACUCCUCUUCGAACCUCAUAGCAUACAAUUACUUUUCCCUAGUCAAGGACAUAGAACGACUAAAUGAUCUAUGCACUAUCGCGCGCAACCUUCUUGCCACUACAAAGAAAGCCCAAAAUUUAGCGGCGGAGAAAGGAUUUGAUCAACGGAUAUUGUCACUUAUAGACACAUGUGUCAGGGUAACGGCGCGAGGUUUCGAUGGAGAGACAAAUGCGAGGAAUGAAGAACGAUGGCAGAAGGUGGUCAACCUCUACAAGCGGCUGCUGAUCACAUGCUUGCAGUUCUUGCACAAUUUUAUCAUGCAUAAUGAGCAGCGUAAGAUGGUUCUAUGGCUCGAUCUUUUCGGCUAUCAUUCGACGGGCGAUUCCAAGAUCAUAAUGCCCAAGGAACCUCUCGAUCCGACAACAAGCCCUCCUAAGGGAGUCGCACCUGUCGUCAGAACAGGUGAAAGAAUCGUCAAUCCUCCAAUUAGGGCUCUUUACGAUCAGACCGCGGAAGACCUGUUGCUGGAGACCAUCUCCAAUUUUCCGCGAGAGCCAGCGACCAUCAAGGAGGAAGCUGCCAUGUUGCUUCUCGCAAACAUCAAGGAUCAUAUGGAGAAGUUACUAGGACGAGAUCUGAUGGAGAUCCAGGAAAUGGGCAAGGACCCCGAACAAGUCAAGGAAAUCAGAGCUGCUCUUACUGCUAUACUUGGCGCGAAGGUCGAUGGGUGGUCGGAUCUCAAAGAAAGGGCCCAAGAUUUACCUCCUGCACUACCUGAAGACGAAGAGCCUCGGAAGAAGCCCAUUAUCAGCAUCGAUCGCAGUUCUACAGCAGGUUUUCCACGCACAUGCUGGAGUGAUCUCCCAGAUCUAGAUGAGUUCGGUGCUCUUGCAGCAGGCGACGCUGCGGUGAUGGAAGAGGAUACUAGCAUGCCACGUUCAGCCCAGUCUGCCGCAGAGACCCUUCAGGAAGCGAAGGAUGAGCUUAUGGCACGCUUGCAAGAGACAUCGCCUAUUGUAGAAGGGGAUCAGCACUACGAUGGAACGGACGGUGGCCACCCAGAAGACGACUCGCGCAGCUUGGACGCUAUGGGAGAGGGAAGCAUGGAGGAAGAGGAGGAGGAAGACGAAGACGAUGACGAUGACUACAGGGGCCGUCCUGGCGAUCAGCAGCGUGGCCUGCUGACGGAUAUUCCCUUGGUGCUUGGCCCUGCUGAAAUCGAAGCACUCCCCAUGAUCAUUCAAGCCGGUAUAGUCGACAGCUUUGGCCUCAAGGGUGGUGAAAGAACUGGUGGUAGGAACAUGCAAGCUGUCAGGUGUCAUAUACUCCUGACACAGGAGACUGGUCGAAAUCUCCUUCGAGAGCUUCUGAUCUUCAUCGCUGCCUGGGACCUUCCAGAUGAUGAGUUCUACUUUAAGAUGAUGGUUCAGAUCAUGGAUGCCGUGCUGAAGAACGGCUUAAUGUCUCACGCGUAUUCCGACUUUGGCCAGCCCAAAGACAUCAUUUCUCCGGCUCAAGCUGUUGUCAUCAAGAUCCUCACGCAUAUCUUCAGGGCCAGGUACUCUCCCGCUUCCGUUACUGGAUCAGCGCAGUCGAGCACUGUUAAAAGUCCAGUGCCCCUGACACGAGUCGACGUCCUCACAGUGCGCUACAUAUUCACUAUUUUCCGGGGGAACAUCAUCCCAGAAACUUGCGCACUCAUCUAUCUCCAAGGCCAGAUCCGCGCUGGCCGUGCCUUGCCCGAGGACUUCCCUCUCAAUCUAUGGGAUAUGGAAAGAGUUUACGAGGGCGUUUAUCAAUUCCUGGAAUUCUUCGCCGUCCUUACUGAAAACAACGACUGGAAGAAUCUGUUGGUCAAGUGGGAAAUCGUCUAUGACCUUGUAACUUUGAUCAAGGAGUUGGAAGCCAGUAUCCCCAAGGGCAGCCUUACGUCUCUAUCUGCUGCCGCCAACGCUGCCGCCGCUGCUCGCAAUAAUGCUGCUAGAGAUUCCGAGCAGACAGCAUCAUCUCCCGGCCCUGUGGCUGUAGAACGCCCCUAUGACCCUACCGAUUCGGACCCUAUAGACACGGGCGCCGCCAGUGCAGGCUCUGGUGCCGAGUCACCACCCAUCACCGAGGAUCCGUCCGAAUUCGAGUGGAGAAAUCUCAAGAAGCUGGUCGUCUUGGUGCUUUCAUCAUUGGUGUGGAAGUGCCCUGAGGUUCAGAAUCAGAUUCGCAAGCAUGGCGGUGUCGAGACGAUUCUUUCCUGCACAGCUUUUGAUGCUCAUAACCCUUACAUCAAGGAACAUGCAGUCAUGUGCCUGAAGUUCCUCCUGGAAGGCAACCGUGAGAAUCAGAAGCUGGUUGAGGAGCUGGAAGCUCGGGAAGUUGCCAAGGAUGAGAAUGGCGUGCUGGAGAGGAGUGGAUUGGAGGCCGUGAUUGAUCAGACUGGCAAGCUGGCUCUCAAACCCAAGGAUAGGGUUGUUGAGUCUGACACGAAAUGA